AUGGUUCAGCUCAAGUCCAACUUGGGCACGAUGCUCGCAUUCCUUUGCUUCCUCCUUGAGCUGGUCGCCGGCAACCCUCUCCGUCUCCCAGAGCACAAGUUCACUCCAACUCAACCGGGAGAGUUCGAGAUCACUGCUAUGGUCGACAAGAGAGCAACUGAUGUUCCGCAUCUGUCGCAUAUUGGUACGGAGAGUGAGGAACAUCACUCCUGGUUCACUGUGACGGGUACAGACUGGGGUUUGUACACUGGGGAAGGCCAUCCGACCACCAAGACGAAUGCUGGCAUUUACCACCUCUCGCAUAUUGGCACAAAGAGCCAGGAGCAUCACAGCUGGUCAACUAAGACCCUGACUCCUGCCGACUCUGUCCGAACCACUCAUCUCGAGCAUACUCGUCAUCCUAUCCCAUCUCACACGACUGUGAUUCAUGCAUUCACACACCUGCCGGUCCCUACUCACUCAACUCCGCAUUCUCCUUCUCAUCUGCCCCCAACUGUUGAGAACCGAGCUAUCCCCUUAAUGCACUUGUCAACUGAAGUUGGUGACUCUGCAACUGCUGAGGAUUCCCAUGAGUCCGAUCAUUCGCACUCGGUCAAGUCAACACAUCCCCAUCAUUCUGCUCACUCGACCCAUGGCUCGCACUCUGCAAAGUCGACUCGUCCCCUGCAUACCCCGCACUCGGCUCAUGCUUCGCAAACCCCAUAUUCUACCCACUCAGCAGUGCACCACACAUACACAGUUGAGAAGCGCCAAGGACAAGAUGAAAACUGGACUGGUACUGAACAUAUCCAUAUGUCCACAGCUCCCGUUGUCGGGACCACCGAGUCUGCAUCGAUUCCAUUUUCCUUUCCACCCGACUGGGCCGCUGUCGCCCGCCUCAGCCUGCUGCCUCCUCCCUUCGGUCAAGAAAAGAGAUUCGGAUAUCUGACCCCUCCAAGAGAUUCUCGCGAAUCCACUGCUGGCGGCCCACUUUCUACAGAUCCCGCAACCGUUCCUCAUUUUCUUCCAACUGACAAUUGGUUGGGUGGACCUCAUGCACCCCAGACCUUCACCUUCACCACUGGCACUUCUGUCGAAACUAUCACUCUGCAUAUCGCAACUCAUGCUGGUGAUUCAACCGCCGGCGGUUCCGCUGCCACGUCUCCCCCCAGCCUGAAUCCAAGUCCAUGUGCUUCCAAUACCGAUCUGGAGUGCGUCGUUCAAGGUACGAAUACCAUCACAGUGGGUACGCUCUCACCCGCAGAGCCAACAUCAGUUCCUCAUCCUGCUCCGACUCGUAACUCGCGCGGUCCCCGCAAGUCAACACAUACGGUAAACCCCUCCACCUUCCAGAACGCAACCACGAUCGCACUUCCGUCGACUACCUACUGCCUCACGACCCUCUACCUUCCCCAUUCUCCAGAAUUCCGUCCGGGUACCAAGACUGUCUGGAUUUCGACAACCACACUGUAUCCGGAGUGGGACUGCCAUGGCUGUCCUUCGUUGACGGUCGUUGAUCCUUGGGCUAUCGGCCAACCAACAUCUCACUAUCACCACACUAAGACAAGCAGCAGCGUCCUCUCGGUGGCUUCUCCUGUUUGCAGGCCUAGUCAGACUAGCAUUGAUGUUAUUCUUACGGCUGCGUAA
Messenger RNA from Hyaloscypha bicolor E, 1626 nucleotides. RefSeq lists its product as uncharacterized. The transcript has 2 exons. The record is from RefSeq and is a predicted model, not a curated record. The coding region runs from base 1 to 1626 and encodes 541 amino acids. NCBI's taxonomy places the organism in Eukaryota, Fungi, Ascomycota, Leotiomycetes, Helotiales, Hyaloscyphaceae.